Setaria italica (foxtail millet) is the source of this 1270-nucleotide messenger RNA. RefSeq lists its product as uncharacterized. The transcript has 5 exons. Bases 1 to 1083 code for a protein of 360 amino acids. Gene Ontology annotation, cellular component: nucleosome; nucleus; nucleolus. Gene Ontology annotation, molecular function: nucleosomal DNA binding; double-stranded DNA binding. Lineage: Eukaryota; Viridiplantae; Streptophyta; Magnoliopsida; Poales; Poaceae. The record is from RefSeq and is a predicted model, not a curated record. Gene Ontology annotation, biological process: nucleosome assembly; chromosome condensation; negative regulation of DNA recombination.
AUGCUCAUCAUGGAAUACCCGCAACCCCACGCCUCGUCCGCGGCCUACCUCUGGAACCCUAGCACGGGCGACGAGCUUCCCUUGUCCAACAUCCCGGAGAACCGUGAUGGCCUGUGCCCGCUCUGGAGGUGCCUCCUCUCCCACAAGGACCCAGCUCAUCAUCCGGGGUGCGUCGUCGUGCUCCUGUGCUCCGGCGAGACCGCCAUGUGGUACUGCGGCGGCCGGUGGAGGCGCUUCUCAUACGAGAUCACCGACAACGAUGGUGAUCAGCAUCGUCCUGUGUUCCAAUACUUUGAUGAUGAUGUCCCUGACAUCAAAUUCCCCCAUGAAUUAUACCAGCCCACAGGAAACAAGAAGGAAAACCAAAACCACAAUCCCCACACCCCAUUUCUGUUCGCACGGUUCCGCGACGCCGCAUCCAUGGAGAUGGAUGGGGAGGAUGGCCCCGAUCCCUCGUCAGCUCGGUUCCCGCUCCCUCCCCGUUCCUACCCUGAGAUGAUCCUGGAGGCGAUCGACGCGCUGCGCGACGACAACGCCUCCAACGAGUGGGCGAUCUCGGGCUACAUCAGGGGCAGGUACGGCGCCGGCCUGCCGCGCAAGCACUUGUCCGUCGUCCGGUCGCACCUCGCCCGCAUGGUUUGCGCCGGCGAGAUCCUCCUGGACAAGAACAAGAACAACUGCUACCGCCGCCACCCAGAUCCCGCUGACCCUGUGAAGCGGGGGCGCAGACGGCGGCGGCGCAAGCCCAAGGGCCCCGGUUCCGAGGUAAUCAUCGGUGCGAUGGUCACCCCCAGUGAAGCUUUCGUCGUCGGCCCCGUCAAGGUUGGGCGACGCGGAAAGGCGCCUGUCGCCGUGGGCACAAGAAGGACGGUCCCUCUCCCAACUUACCCUGAGAUGAUCGUGGACGCGAUCCAGGCGCUGGGCAACGAGAAUGGCUCAGACAGUGCGGCGAUCGCCGGCUACAUCGAGGCCAAGUACGGCGCCAAACUCACGCGCAGGCACAGGCACGCCACGUUCGUCAGCGGGGAACUCUCCCUCAUGAAGGCAACUGGCGAGGUCCUCUCCGUUUCCCCCACCCACUAGUCCCCAAGGCGAGGCAUCCGAAAGCCACGUCUGACGGACUGAAGACUGCACUGAAUUUCUGGAACUGGGACAAAGGGAUUUGUCUCCCCAGUCCCCAUCAGUAUGCAAGAAUGAGAUGUUCUUCCUGUUUAAGCUUGCGUGCUUGUUGUAAGUAAACGAGUGGGGUGUUUGGAUCUUUAGUCCGAAC